Chara braunii is the source of this 2789-nucleotide messenger RNA. The record is from the annotation of a GenBank genome assembly. Lineage: Eukaryota; Viridiplantae; Streptophyta; Charophyceae; Charales; Characeae.
GUGUGCGCAUUUUCGGAUAAGGAGAGAAGAACGAAAAGAAAAAUCGCCGAACUUGUGACGGCUGAAAAGUAGGCGGCGUGGGCUGCCGCGUGGCGUCUGACGUGGCAGAUAGAAGGGGAGCCGGGGUUCGGGAGACAUGGCUUCUGCCACGUGGUUAGUUCAAAGCCCGGUAACGCAACUUGCCCUGCAAAACGACGCCUGGCACGAUGACAGGUCCCACAGCCAAGUCAGGAUGGGCCUGGAGAUGGCCGGAAGUACCGCGAAGCCACUGUUUCGUAACGAGGGCAAUGCGCGGUUGCAUGGUGCAAAUGCAACGGUUGUGAAGGCCGGGAUCCGAACUCGAAUUGCAUCUGAUAACAGAUCUGCGUUAGUUUGCAGGCGUGCGGGUCUUUCUCCUUCUUCUUCCACCUCCUCCUCCUCCUCCUCCUCCUCCUCCUUUUCGCCUUCGCAAUCGUCGCCCUCUUCUGGUUCGGUGUUGUCGUCAUCGUCGUCGUCUUCUUCAUGCCGAGCAGGUGCCCAUGGCGGCCUGGCACUUGGAAUGGCCGGGAGUCGCUGGGAGGAGAGCAGGCCACAACGAGUAGGAGUAAGAACCCAAGCCAAAGGAAAGAGGAAGCAGAGAACGAAGACGGAAACGCCAUCGCGGGUAUCGGCUCCUCCUGCCCCGCCAUCGCCAACGACUAGCCUGGCAGGCAGCGAGGAUCCGGUACGCAAUGAGGACAUCCAGACCAGCGGGGAAGAAGAAGAAGGAGGAGGAGAAGGAGGAGGAGAGAGAAGGGGAGAAGAAGUGGACCAGUCAUCAUCGGGUGUGUCAGUGGCGUCACGAGUUUCGGUACGCGAUGGAUAUGGCGCCAGGGAUGGCGGGACGGUCGGCGGGGAGGGGGAGGGGGAGGGGGAGGAAGAACCUAGCGUAGUAGGCGGUAGGGCGCAGGCUUCUGGUGCAGGCGACGAGAUCGAACCUCGGGCGGUCGCGAACGAAGGCGCAGAAGAGUUGAGCGUAGUCGCUGGGGAAGAGGAGAAAGGACAGCCGGCGACGAUGGAGAAUCCGGAGGAGGAUAUGGCGAAAGCGCUGGCGGACUUGAGCAGGGAGAAGCGUAGCUCACGCUUGAGUCAAGGCGCUGAUGGAUGGUCUUCUACUGCGGAGUUCUGGCAAGGAGUCGUUGAAGAGACUAUGCUCAUUGAAUGGCCGGCAUUUGGAAAAGUGCUUCAGACGACGGGUGUAGUGGUCGCGAUGAUAUUAGGCGGGUCUGUCUUUUUAAUCACGAUCAAUGGCACCUUCGCGCAGUUAGCAGAAAAGGCUUUCAAUGAUCCGGAGGUAGGGGCGGCGGUGAGAGCAUUGUUUAACAGAUGAGGCGGUUAGGGAACAAGUAACUGGUUAGCUGGCAGGUGUGCGUCAGGAUGAAGAUGUGCACUUGAGGAGGUUUAUAACUCUUAAUGUGAUGCGACAUGAUGUGCGUAGAUAAAUACUUAGAAUGUAAAUCCAAAUUGGUAAGAAACGAUGAGGAUAGGGUAGAUGCAAAGAUGGAUAGCCAGGCGCACAGAGAGAGAGAGAGAGAGAGAGAGAGAGAGAGAGAGAGAGAGAGAGAGAGAGAGAGAGAGAGUGCGCUAUUCGGUUAGCAGGUUUGGGACUCAUUUCUUUUCUUUUUUUGCCCUUGUUGUUGUUCGUUACUUCAUUUUCCGUUUGUUUUCGUGUUGUAAGAAUUGCAAAAAUCAAUCAUCCAUACAUACUAAUAUGUCUUUCAAAGAUUGAGUGUGGGUCUGCUCUUCUCCGGUAGUUUUACGUCGCGUUGUCUAAAUCUCAUUGCGCCCUACUCAUUCAUCUCUCACUUCAUUAAUUAACGGGGAUAUGGAGCGCGGCGCGUAUGAUUGGAGGAUUCGCGAUUCGACCCUAUUCAAUUCGAUAAGAAGCAACCAGAAGAACAGACAAACAGUUAGUUGCCUACCAAGUAGUUCACAUACUCAUGCGGGGUUCACAGUUUCACUGCUGACGACCGCACAACGCAGACGAAAUGCGCACCUGCAGCCUGCUUUCCUCUCCCUCCCUUCCCCCCCCCCUUUCCCCCCUUCUCUCUCUCUCUCUCUCUCUCUCUCUCUCCUCUGUCUUCCCAUCUGUUUUUAUAUCUCAGUGGUAUUCCGUAUCGAUGUAAGCUUGCUCUUGUCUUUGCCGUCUUGCGCCCGGGUCUCCCCUCCCUCUCUCUCCUUCAUAGCUCUGUGUACACGUGCGCGCGUGCGUGCAUUCGUUCGUGUGUGUGUGUGUGUGUGUGUGUGUGUGUGUGUGUGUGUGUGUGUGUGUGUGUGUUGCGUAUGCGCUAAAUGCAACGCCCCAGAGAAAAAUGCGACUCUGUAUGUGUCUAUGUGCUCGCGAGCGCGCGUGACGGAUGCCCUUCUAUGUACGAGAUAUUCUCUCCACGGGGCGCGCUCAUGCCCUGGUCAGCGACGUGUCCAUAUAAAAAUGCCAUAUAUAUUGCGACACAAUAUUGUCUUAUACUGUCACAUUUUAUCCCACAGUGAAAAAAAAAGGUCGGUUGUGUCGGCCUGCUUUGUCCGACUCUCACCUAGCGGUCAUCAUCAUCAACAUUACCGCAAGUUGCGGCGGUUAACAAGCCACAUAUUUGUUUUUCAAGCGGGGAAAAGUGCUGGUGGUUUAAGGCCCGAGGACCCAUGACUGCGUUGAUUGCUUCAUGUACUACUAGAGGAUUGACUGCCACAUUUGCCCACCCUUUAGUAGAAUCCUUCACGCCCUCCCUGUUGACACCCAAUCCCUGGUCUUAGAACAAAAUAUUAAAGAAAGU